Messenger RNA from Arabidopsis arenosa, 899 nucleotides. Lineage: Eukaryota; Viridiplantae; Streptophyta; Magnoliopsida; Brassicales; Brassicaceae. The record is from the annotation of a GenBank genome assembly.
GAAAACACUAAAGAUUCUUUUUUGAAAAAUGCUACAAAAAUAAACAUGGCUCACUUGUCACAGAGCCUCUACUCCGCCGCUAGGCCAAAGUUUCCAUAUCCUGGAAGCUGCGGCCAAGGAAUAUAUCGACAGAAACUGACGUGGAGCCGCUUUCCGGUGAUCGUAGAGUGCGCAUCGACGGACUCGUUAACGAGUUUGACUCAGAAUAAUGCGGCGGAGAUAGAGUUGAAGCAUCUAGUGAGUCAACACGGGUGGGACGUGAGGAGAUUGAAUAGAGACGACGAGGAUGAGAUCAGGAGAGUGUCUCUGGUUCAAGCCGAAGCUUUCCACAUCCCUCUCGCUCUUUUUAAUGAUUUUUUCUUUAUGUUUUUUCAGGCAGAGGUUCUCUCAGCACUUCUUUACAAACUAAAGAAUUCACCACCAGACAGAUAUGCAUGUCUCGUGGCGGAGCAAGCGAGCCAACCCGAAACUUCGUCGAGUUCAAGUGUCGUCGGAGUAGUUGAUGUCACAGCUCAAACGGAAAGUUCAGUACUUCGCCAUUUUCCCGGCGUCGAAGAAUAUCUUUACGUCUCGGGUUUAGCCGUCUCAAAAGCUCAAAGGAGAAAGAAGAUGGCAAGUACAUUGUUAAAGGCAUGUGAUGUUUUGUGUUACUUGUGGGGUUUCAAGCUUCUUGCUCUAAGAGCUUAUGAAGACGAUGCAGCAGCUAGAAAUCUUUACUCUAAUGCAGGUUACAGCGUGGUCGAGACUGACCCGUUGUGGACCUCUACUUGGAUAGGCAGAAAGCGCCGCGUUCUUAUGACUAAACGCUUUUCGUAGGCGUUUUUUUCUUGUAAAUUUUGGUUAAAACAAUAAACACACUACCAUCUAAUUUGGAUACAGAGUAAAUGUGCAACCAUAUC